CGGUGAGUGAGCUCCGGUCGGCAGCCAGUAAAAACAGCAGACGACGUGCUGGAGCUAGCUGGCAGCGCUAGCUAACCUACAGCAAGGUGACUGCCUGUUUGCUCAGAUCGUAGCACAAUAACGCAGCAGCCCCCAUCCUUCAGAAGAGUUUGUCUGACGGGGCAGGUGGGCGGCGGGUGACAGGGAGUUGCAGGGGGCCAUGCAGCAGGGGUGAGGGGGGAUUCGCACAGACACAGCGUCGGGUGAGGAGGGGGUCGGGGCAGGUCGGUGUGGAGAUGAAGCUCAAACAGCGCAUGGUGGUGCUGUGUGCCGUGCUCCUCCUGCUGGGCCUGGCCAAGAUCUUCCUGCUGGAUGGAGGCGAGGGCUCUGCAGCCAGCCGACGGGAUCUCAGAGCGUUUCGCAAGAUGGAAGCUGGCCUUUCUCUGUCCCGGGGAGCUCGCCUCACCCACACCCUCCAGUCUCCGUGGGAGAUAGCGAGCCAGUGGGUCGGGCCGAGAGAAGUGUACCCUGAGGAGACCCCGGAGCUGGCUGCUGUGCUCACCUCCCUCAGCACUGCCAGGAUAGAGCGGGCGGAUGUCGGCUAUAAGGGCACGCAGCUCAAAGCCCUGCUGGUGCUGGACGGGGGACAGAAAGUGGUCUUCAAACCCAAAAG
Molecule: messenger RNA, 652 nt
Organism: Plectropomus leopardus (leopard coralgrouper)
Lineage: Eukaryota; Metazoa; Chordata; Actinopteri; Perciformes; Serranidae
Source: RefSeq, a predicted model, not a curated record